Molecule: messenger RNA, 3449 nt
Organism: Aspergillus sclerotioniger CBS 115572
Lineage: Eukaryota; Fungi; Ascomycota; Eurotiomycetes; Eurotiales; Aspergillaceae
Product: putative WD-repeat protein
Exons: 4
Coding region: 157-3333 (1058 amino acids)
Molecular function (GO): protein binding
Source: RefSeq, a predicted model, not a curated record
GGUUGGCAACAACUGAGGAUUGUUGAAGGAGCAGCAUUUGACUCUUUUGACAAUCAGCAUGAUGAAUGUCUUCCAGAAACCCGAAAAGAGCUACUCAGUGAAGUUGAAGAGUGGGGUAAAUCAGCACAUGGCAAAUGUAUAUUCUGGUUGAAUGGUAUGGCAGGAACAGGCAAAUCAACUAUUGCUCGAACAGUGGCACGCAUCUUUCACGAUAAAGAGCAACUUGGUGCUUCAUUUUUCUUCAAACGAGGUGAAGCAGACCGUGCUAAUGCAAAGUACCUGAUAUCAACAAUCGCAAAACAAAUGAUAAUACGCUAUCCAAAGCUAGCACCAGCUGUCUUGGAAGCAGUGGAGAAAGACCCGGAUAUUUCAACCAAAUCCCUCAGCCAACAAUUCAAUCAGUUGCUUCUUCAGCCACUUGUUACCCUGAAUCAAGCAAAUCCUGCAAUUAUUGUGAUUGUGAUUGAUGCUUUGGAUGAAUGCGACCAGGAAGAUCAAAUAACAUUAAUAAUCAAACUUUUCCUACGAGUACAGGAGCUUGAAUCCGUGCAAGUUGGAAUAUUUCUGACUAGCAGACCCGAGCUUCCAAUCCGUCUUGGAUUUAAGGAGAGUCAGAGUCAUCAGGAUCUAGUCCUCCAUGAGCUUCCUGAGCCGGUGAUUGAACAAGACAUUCGCAAGUUCCUGGAAGUUAAGCUUUCAGAAAUACAGGCGGGCGCAUUCUCCCCGAAUUGGCCAGGAAAAGAAAAGAUAGAAAAGCUGGUAAGGAUGGCUGUUCCUUUAUUCAUUUUCGCGGCCACAGCAUGCCGUUUCAUUAAGCAAGGAACGCAUCCGAACCAGCGGCUCGAGAGGUUCCUCGAAUCUCAAGGUACAGGUAAAAGCCAGAUGGACCGGAUAUAUUUGCCUAUUCUAGAACGUUUUUUAGGCAGUGACGAGGAGGAGUCGGAGGAUCUUGUGAAAGAAUUCCAGAACAUCGUCGGUGUUAUUAUUCUUCUUGCUACCCCACUCUCUAUUGAAUCUCUAGCCCUUCUUCUGGAACUGAAUACUUAUGAGAUCAGUGAGACAUUGGCCUCUUUACAUUCAGUCCUCAAUAUACCAAGUGAGCGAGAGACGCCAGUUCGAAUUCUACACCUGUCAUUUCGAGAUUACCUUCUGGCCACACAGAGCCGAUUUCAUAUCAAUGAGCAAGAGACGCAUGGGAAGAUAGCGACACAUUGUCUCCGGGUUAUGGACACUCAGCUGGAACACAAUGUCUGUAAUCUGGCAAGUUACGGAAUGCAGUGCAAGGAUAUCGAUCCGCAGGUCAUUAAUCACCGCUUCACAGCAGAUAUACAAUACUCCUGCAAGUACUGGGUGCUUCAUGUUCGAGAAAGCAAAGGUCUUAUCUCCAAAUCUGAGAUUCUCUGUUUUCUUAAGAAACGUUUUCUGCACUGGCUGGAGGCACUAGCUUUGAUGGGGAAAAUAUCUGAAGCAGUGGAAAUGAUAGAUACAUUGAAGACGAGUACAGAGGACAAUAUUGAUGCUGAGCUUUGGGACUUUCUAUAUGAUGCAAGAAGGUUUACUCUUCAAUAUGCUUACAUGGCUGGCAUUGCUCCACUGCAACUCUACAGUUCCGGGCUCGUGUUUGCACCUGUACAAAGUAUUAUCAAGAAGACUUUUCUUGGUGAAAUACCAAAACAAAUGCAAAAGCUUCCAGUCGUCGAAGAUUCAUGGAGCCCAAACCUACAGACGCUUGAGGGCCAUUCAGAUUAUAUCAAAUCAGUGGCCUUCUCUCCUGAUGGGCUCACCCUGGCGUCAGGCUCGAGUGAUAAGACUGUCAAGCUCUGGGAUACAGCCACCGGCAGACAGCGGCAGACGCUCGAAGGCCAUUCAGGUUAUAUCAAUUCAGUGGCCUUCUCUCCUGAUGGGCUCACCCUGGUGUCAGGCUCGGACGAUAAGACUGUCAAGCUCUGGGAUACAGCCACCGGCAGACAGCGGCAGACGCUCAAGGGCCAUUCAGAUUGGAUCAAUUCAGUGGCCUUCUCUCCUGAUGGGCUCACCCUGGCGUCAGGCUCGAAUGAUAAGACCGUCAAGCUCUGGGAUACAGCCACCGGCAGACAGCGGCAGACGCUCAAGGGCCAUUCAGGUUAUAUUAAAUCAGUGGCCUUCUCUCCUGAUGGGCUCACCCUGGCGUCGGGCUCGAACGAUAAGACUGUCAAGCUCUGGGAUACAGCCACCGGCAGACAGCGGCAGACGCUCGAGGGCCAUUCAGAUUGGGUUAAUUCAGUGGCCUUCUCUCCUGAUGGGCUCACCCUGGCGUCAGGCUCGGACGAUAAGACCGUCAAGCUCUGGGAUACAGCCACCGGCAGACAGCGGCAGACGCUCGAAGGCCAUUCAGGUUAUAUCAAUUCAGUGGCCUUCUCUCCUGAUGGGCUCACCCUGGCGUCGGGCUCGGACGAUAAGACCAUCAAGCUCUGGGAUACAGCCACCGGCAGACAGCGGCAGACGCUCGAAGGCCAUUCAGGUUAUAUCAAUUCAGUGGUCUUCUCUCCUGAUAGGCUCACCCUAGCGUCAGGCUCGAACGAUACGACCAUCAAGCUCUGGGAUACAGCCACCGGCAGACAGCGGCAGACGCUCGAAGGCUAUUCAGAUUAUAUUAAUUCAGUGGCCUUCUCUCCUGAUGGGCUCACCCUGGCGUCGGGCUCGAAUGAUACGACCGUCAAGCUCUGGGAUACAGCCACCGGCAGACAGCGGCAGACGCUCAAGGGCCAUUCAGAUUGGAUCAAUUCAGUGGCCUUCUCUCCUGAUGGGCUCACCCUGGCGUCAGGCUCGGACGAUAAGACUGUCAAGCUCUGGGAUACAGCCACCGGCAGACAGCGGCAGACGCUCAAGGGCCAUUCAGGUUGGGUUAAUUCAGUGGCCUUCUCUCCUGAUGGGCUCACCCUGGCGUCGGGCUCGAGUGAUAAGACCGUCAAGCUCUGGGAUACAGCCACCGGCAGACAGCGGCAGACGCUCAAGGGCCAUUCAGAUUGGAUCAAUUCAGUGGCCUUCUCUCCUGAUGGGCUCACCCUGGCGUCAGGCUCGGACGAUAAGAUCGUCAAGCUCUGGGAUACAGCCACCGGCAGACAGCGGCAGACGCUCGAGGGCCAUUCAGAUUUGUUUACUUCAAUUCUGAAUAACUCUGAUCCCAAUUUCCAAAUAUCUUUAUCAGAAACCUGGAUUGCAUUAGCAGAUCAAAAUAUACUGUGGCUGCCUGCUGAGUAUCGCUCAUUUUCAUGUCAUGCUGUUAAAGACGCCACACUUGCCCUGGGGUAUCCCAGUGGUCGAGUUUCCAUUAUAGGAUUCUAUACACGUUAGAUUAAUAUUCUUUGUAUUCCACUCAAGUCUCUUAUUUUCUAAUCUCUUUGUAAAAGGAGGGCCUGGGAUAACUGAGGCUUAUAUAUCAUUCUUUGAGAUAAACAAGAACUCUGCAG